Molecule: messenger RNA, 939 nt
Organism: Apaloderma vittatum (bar-tailed trogon)
Lineage: Eukaryota; Metazoa; Chordata; Aves; Trogoniformes; Trogonidae
Product: olfactory receptor 4S2-like
Exons: 2
Coding region: 1-939 (312 amino acids)
Biological process (GO): G protein-coupled receptor signaling pathway
Cellular component (GO): membrane
Molecular function (GO): G protein-coupled receptor activity; olfactory receptor activity
Source: RefSeq, a predicted model, not a curated record
AUGACGAACGCAAGCGGUGUGAAGGAAUUCGUUCUUCUGGGCCUUUCAGAGAACCCAGGUGUGCAGAAAAUAUGUUUUAUGAUGUUUCUAGCCUUCUAUACAAUCAUUUUGGUGAGAAAUCUGCUCAUUGUUAUCACUGCAAUCAGCAGCCAACGGCUGAACUCCCCCAUGUAUUUCUUCCUCUACUACUUGUCCUUUGUUGAUAUCUGUUACUCUUCCAUCACAGUCCCCAAAAUGAUCACCAGCUUCCUUCAUAGAAAUAAAACCAUCUCCUUUGUGGGUUGCAUAGCACAACUGUUUGGGGUUCAUUUCUUUGGCUGCACGGGGAUCUUCAUCCUCACGGUGAUGGCCUACGACCGCUACGUGGCCAUCUGCCGGCCUCCCCACUACACGGCCGCGAUGACCAGGUGUGUCUGCAGCCGCUUGGUGAUGGGCUCGUGGGUAGGAGGCUUCCUUCACUCCAUCGCACAGACUCUUCUCACCACUUGCCUCCCUUUCUGUGGCCCUAACGAAGUUGACCACUGCUUCUGCGACGUCCACCCCCUCCUACAACUGGCCUGUACCGAAACCUACGCUGUGGGCAUCAUUGUCGUUGCCAACAGCAGGACGAUAACUCUGAGCUGUUUCCUCAUCCUGGUUGCGUCCUGUGUUGUCAUCCUGGUUUCCCUGCAAAGCCAAACAUUGGAAGGGUGGCAAAAGGCCCCCUCCACCUGCAGGUCCCACAUCACCAUGGUGGUUCUGUUCUUCGGGCCCCGCACAUUCAUCUACAACCGUCCGUCCAGCAACCUCUCGGAGGACAAAAGCAUGGCCGUGUUUUACACCGUCAUCACUCCCACGCUGAACCCACUCAUCUACAUGCUAAGUAAUGAGGAGGUGAAGAGCACCAUGAGAAAGCUGUGGAGCAGAAAGGUGGGAAGCGAAGACAGAAAGGUGCGGUAA